AUGAGUCACUCCAAACCAUCAUCUUCGACUCGCAAGCCCACCGAUUUCCAUCAUCUGACGGCCCGGCUCAAGCUGCCCUUAGCGCCGGUCUUUCUGACGAAACCGAUGUCCAAGACGACGACGAUCGAAAUGAAGGCGGAGGAGGAAGAGAGUGUGAAGGAGGAGAUGGAUGAUCUAGAAUCGGACUCGGAUCAAUCGACCAAAGACCUCAAGAAGACCCUGACGGAGCCAGACAGGAUAGACGAAGAAUACGGCAACAGUGGGGUGCUGGAAGCGAUCAACCAGUCACUAGCCUCGCUGAUGAUGAAGUAUAUCCCCUCCUUGGGCUCGGUCUUGGUCUCCUACCUCGAGCCGCCGAUGUUCAUCCUGAAGGACCCGUCCGAAGGGGCAGCUGAGGAGAUCCGACGGCCAGCAACCAAGACCAGUCGGCUGCCCGUGCCCACCUUGCCCGGCAACGGCUGGGGCGUGGUGGAUGUGGAGGUGAAGCUUCUGGGCUGGCGGCCGACGAUCGGCCAGAAACUCGUCGGCCGGCCUACACUCUCCUCCCCCUCCCAUCUCUCCCUCGUCAUCUAUCGCACCUUCAACGCCUCCAUCAACGAGAAUCAUCUCAGAGCUGCCGGCUUUCAUUACGAUAUCAACUUCGAGGUCCCUGCUCAUUGGAAAUCAAUCGUCGAACCCGCUAAUCCUCAAGAUCAAUCUCUGUCUACCAAUCUCCCCCUCGAACAUCAUCAAGAUCGUGGAUGUUGGGUCGAUGCCAACGGGGCCGUCGUCGGUGACGAUCAAGGCACCGUAUCUUUCACAGUCAUGGGCUUGACGAUCGCCAACCACAUGAUUUCGGUAGUCGGCUCACUACUAGAUGAUCCAUUUUCGAUCGAGAGCCCGGCCCGCGCGAGCCAGCCAAGCCCCAGGAUGACGGCGAUGAAGCAACGGCUGAGCGGGCCGGGCCCGGUGGACUCGGAGUCAUCGACGGACAACUCCGAGGACGAAGGGGGGCGCUCGAAGGCGGCCUCGUUGCGGGGCCGAAUGAAAGCGCCGCCGGCCAUCCAAUCCGGCACCGCACUCCGCCCGAUCGCUGUCCAUCCACACACCGUCGCCAUCCCCACAGUCACACCCACAGCGAGCUCAAGCCUACAGCCCCCGCCACUCACCGCUACCAACCUCAAAGCCCUCGACUCCGCUCACCUCCAGCCUUCCUUCCCCGUCUCUCAUCCUUCUCCUAUCUCAAUCCCUAGCGAGAAAUCUAAGAAAACUAAGAAGAAGAAACCCCUCAAACGUCCCGCCGAUGCGCUCGAAGAUAAACCAAGCCUGGCUCGAAAUCCUUCUUCCCCCCUUCCCAAUCAACCAACCAACCCAUCUGCCGCUAUUCCUCCCCCUCUAUCAUCUACUAAUUCUUCCCGGAAGAAAAAACUGAAAACUAAUUAGACCAAUCUUUCGUCAUCUUCCUUCUUCCAUGUUUCUUUUUUUUUUUUUUUGUCUAGUUCAAAUACUUUUU
This is a messenger RNA of Puccinia graminis f. sp. tritici CRL 75-36-700-3, 1492 nucleotides long. RefSeq lists its product as uncharacterized. The record is from RefSeq and is a predicted model, not a curated record. Gene Ontology annotation, biological process: DNA-templated transcription initiation. The transcript is spliced from 2 exons. Bases 1 to 1422 code for a protein of 473 amino acids. Gene Ontology annotation, cellular component: RNA polymerase I complex. NCBI's taxonomy places the organism in Eukaryota, Fungi, Basidiomycota, Pucciniomycetes, Pucciniales, Pucciniaceae.